AUGUCUUCCCGAGUUGCUAAGCCCAAGAAAACCGCCAAGAAAGACCACAUGAUUGCAUUCAAGCCCGAGAAGCCGUUCUCUGACGAAGACUGGCUGGCCGUCUUUCUCCAGUGCGUGAUGAUGACGGGUGUGAAGGUCGACAUCUCAAAGGUUGCAACCACGAUGGGCGUCACCACUCAAUACGCGAAGAUGCAAUUCUUGCGAUUGCGCAAAAAGUUCGGGUUCACCCAUCUUGUCGGCAGUAACCUUAGGGGAAAGGUACCCACUGAAGCCGAAGAUAAAGACGAAGAUGGGGAGAUAAAGAUGAAUGAUGGUUCCUUUGACGGAUUCACCGAUGAUUUCCCUAGCGAGGAAGUUGUUUAA
Penicillium pulvis is the source of this 363-nucleotide messenger RNA. RefSeq lists its product as uncharacterized. The transcript has 3 exons. The coding region runs from base 1 to 363 and encodes 120 amino acids. NCBI's taxonomy places the organism in Eukaryota, Fungi, Ascomycota, Eurotiomycetes, Eurotiales, Aspergillaceae. The record is from RefSeq and is a predicted model, not a curated record.